GCUGAUCAAAGAGUGACUUCAAGACGCAUCAGAGGGAAAGGAAAGGUACCAAUAACUCGGUUGUAUUGUGAAGAAAUUCCUGUCACUGGCAGUAAAGACCCUCAUCGGUUACAUCAUCAUCAGAGCAGCAGCUUCACACUUGCUCCGGCUCACCGGUCUGAAGAGAACUCACUGUUGCAACACCCAAGGCAUUUGAACCACCACUCAACUGAGCAGCCUCAUCACAAUGGAGAUCUUUAAGCUCCCCUCCGGCCGCCAGAUCGCGUACGAGUUCACCUACAAGUCGGACCCGGACCGCCCCACCAUCCUCCUCUCCAACCCUCUCUCCGCCCAAUUCUCCAUCUGGGACCGCGUCGUAGCCCGGCUCCACGACGCGGGCUUCCGCGUCGUCCGCUACGACCACCCGGGCCACGGCGAGUCGGGCGUGCCCGCAGACCUCUCCUCCACGACCUUCGACUCCCUCGCCUCCGACGUGCACGCCCUCCUCGCCGGCAUCGGCAUCGGCGCGGGGCCCCGCCGCCUGCACGCCUGGAUCGGCGACUCCAUGGGCGGUGCGCUGGGCGUCGUCUUCACCGCCGCGCACCCGGGCUCGGUCGGCCGCCUCGUCGUCUGCGACGCCAUCGCCUGCUCGCCCGCCAACGCCGGCGUGUCGCCGGACCCGUUCGCGCCCCGCGUCGAGGCGGCGCGCGCAGCGGGGUCCAUGGACGCGACAGUGGAGGAGACGGUGGGCCGCUGGUUCGGCGAGUGGGUGCUGGCCGAUCCCGAGGAGGCGGAGCGCGUCCGCCGCCUGAUGCGCACCACCUCGGUCGACGGGUUCGAGACGUGCAUUGCCGCCCUGCGGUCGUCGACUUUCGACCUGCGGCCCUUGCUCGGACGGCUUGCGCGGUGCGUUGAGCGCGUGCUGCUGGUCGUUGGCGGGAACGACGCGGACUUGCCGGCUAAGAUGGCGGAGAUGCGGGAUGAGGUGCAGAAGGGGUUCCAGGCGGCGGGGAGGGAGGAGAAGGUUGAGCUGCGGGUCAUUCCGGACGCGGGCCAUGUCCCGUUUAUCGACUGCUAUGACGAGUUCAUCGAGGCGGUGUUGCCGGUCCUCCUGGUGCGUUAGUGCGCUCGGGGUCAGGGGGGUUUGCGGGAGCGUUGGGAAGGAUAUGUCCCAUUCGGGGAAUUAUCUGGAAAAUGGACGGGGAGAAAGUUAAGGCCAGGAAAAGGUCGCCAUGAAACUCGUGAGCUCCGUCCAAAGUUUUGGAUGUUUGACUUGAAAGGAGCCGUUCGAGGAACAAGUUCAAAAAUCAAGGCAGCAUCAACCUACCUAUCCGACCCAUCUCAAACUGUGACUGCGUUUGCCGUAGCAUAUACGUAACUACCAUCAAAUUGGCGGUCGUUCUUUGACUAGCAGGUCUAAUACUGGCCACAAGCCUCUUUGUCCCAACCAUUGA
Messenger RNA from Phialemonium atrogriseum, 1433 nucleotides. Its product is annotated as alpha/beta-hydrolase. The transcript has 2 exons. Lineage: Eukaryota; Fungi; Ascomycota; Sordariomycetes; Cephalothecales; Cephalothecaceae. Bases 227 to 1102 code for a protein of 291 amino acids. The record is from RefSeq and is a predicted model, not a curated record.